This is a messenger RNA of Bactrocera oleae (olive fruit fly), 888 nucleotides long. RefSeq lists its product as uncharacterized. The record is from RefSeq and is a predicted model, not a curated record. Lineage: Eukaryota; Metazoa; Arthropoda; Insecta; Diptera; Tephritidae. Gene Ontology annotation, molecular function: oxidoreductase activity.
AGCAGUUCAGUUGAUUUAACGCCGUAAGUUCGAAUAGUUCAAAAUGAGUUUAGCUGGUAAAGUUGUUAUUGUAACCGGAGCAAGUUCCGGUAUCGGUGCCGUCACAGCUGAGGAGUUUGCCAAGCUGGGUUCCAAAGUAGUGAUCACAGCACGUGAUGAAGCAAAUUUGAAGUCUACUGAGAAAGCCUGUAAAGCAGCUAACAGCAAAGCGGAAGUACUACUCAUCACCGCUGAUGUAACGACAGACGCUGAGAAGAUUAUCAAAACAACAAUUGACAAGUUCGGAAAGUUGGAUGUGUUGGUGAAUAAUGCCGGUGUGGGUGAAUCGGGUUCAAUCCUGGAUAUUGAAGUUGAUCAAUUUGAUCGCGUUUUCAAUACAAAUUUGCGUGCUAUCUUCCUUCUAACUAAAUUCGCCGCACCACAUCUCAUAAAGACCCAAGGUAAUAUCGUGAAUGUCUCCAGUGUCGCAGGAAUGCGUUCAUUCCCUGGUCUUUCGGUCUAUGGCACGUCCAAAGCAGCACUUGAACAAUUCACCAGAUGUAUCGCUUUGGAUUUGGCACCGCAUAAAGUGCGUGUCAACGUUGUCAGUCCCGGCGUAACUGUUACAAAUAUACUUAUGCGCUUAGGCAUGUCGGCAGAAGGCUAUGCUAAAUUUUUGGAUCAAGCGAAGUCUGUACAUGCAUUGGGUCGCGUCGGCCAACCCAAGGAAGUGGCCGAUGCCAUUAUUUUCUUUGCAAGUGACAAUUCGAGCUUUAUAACGGGCGCAACUCUGCCGAUCGAUGGUGGCAGACACGCUAUGUGCCCACGUUAAUAUUUCUUACAAAUGUAAUUUAUUAUUUUUCAAUAUAUACCCAUAUACCUAUGUGAAUAAAAAAAUGUUUUAAAAAA